This is a messenger RNA of Aplysia californica (California sea hare), 4079 nucleotides long. RefSeq names its product E3 ubiquitin-protein ligase Bre1. Gene Ontology annotation, molecular function: ubiquitin protein ligase activity; metal ion binding. The coding region runs from base 145 to 3141 and encodes 998 amino acids. Gene Ontology annotation, cellular component: nucleus; HULC complex. The transcript is spliced from 20 exons. The record is from RefSeq and is a predicted model, not a curated record. NCBI's taxonomy places the organism in Eukaryota, Metazoa, Mollusca, Gastropoda, Aplysiida, Aplysiidae.
AAAGUUUCAAAGCAAUUGCCCACCACAGGCUUUCUGUGUACUGAGACACUCCACGGAACAGCUUAUUUCAAGAUGGCGACGUUACCUUCAUAAAAAAUGGAAGUCUUGAAAUUUAUUUGAGGAAGUGCACAGGAAAAAGGCAAAAUGUCCAAACGGCCAGCGGAGGAUUCUGCCAGCUCCUCUGGAGCACCAGCGGCCAAGAAAAUGGCAGUCCCCUACGACAGUCUCCAGCUGGGGAAAAUUUACUCACUGGAAGAGCUUGACCUGAAAGUGCUGGUGUUUCAAAACAAGAAACUGGCGGAACGAAUUGAACAGCGUAAAAAGGCGGAGACAGAGCUGAGAAAACGUAUAGAGCAGUUGGAAAACCGACAGCGCACUGAUGAUGCCGUCCUCAUGAUCGUCAACAGAUACUGGAAUCAGCUGGAUGAAGAUGUGCGAGUGUUGCUGCAACGUUUUGAUGCUGAGACCUCGGACGAGACAGAGACCAAAAACGAGAGCAGCGAGCUGACCUCCUUCCUGACACUGCUGUCCACCUGGGACAAGCAGGAGCUGGAGGAGAAGCUGGGCCAGAGAGUCGAGUUCUCCAAGCGCGCCAUCGGCAAGCUCCUGCAGGCCUUUGACCGCAUGCUGCAGAGAAACGAGAAGUUGCACCAUGCAAUGGAGGACAAGGUGGAGCAAGAGAAAGAGUCUUUGCUGGAGGAGACACCGAAACCAGAAGAAGAGUCAAAAGAGGAAGAAAAGAAAGAAGAGGAGAGUGAGGAGAAGACCAGCAAGCCAGAGGAAGAAUCAAGCGAGGAGAAGAAGGAGGAGGAGGCGACCGAGUCUGUGCCCGAGCCCAGCCUGAAGGACGUGGUCAAGGGGGAGCUGGCUGACCUGCGGCAGGAGACCAAACAGCUGCACAAUCUGGUUACACAGCUACACCAGCGCCACCACGAGAACACCUUGCAGCUUUCUGAGCUUCAAGACAAACUGACAGCCUCUGAGACCGAGAUUGCGGAGCUUAAGAACAAAGUGGAUGACCUUGAGUACAUGUACGAGAAGUCGGAGAACAAGUGCGACAGCACCGAGCGCCGACUGCAGGAGGUCACGGAGAAGCUGCAGUUCUACCAGGAGACCACGGGCAACCUCCCCAUCUCAGGCUUGAAGAAUGUGCCUGGCGUGCCCACGGGGCGGCUGGAUGAGAUCCUGUCGGAGCUGGAAGAACACAAGGAGCUGUCGGCCAACAGACUGAUGGAGCUGGAGAAACUGAGCGGGGACUACCAGGAGACUCUCACAGAGGUGGAGAAGCUGAAAAUGGAUCUCCAGCACCUCCCCGAGAAUGUGAUCCUGGAGACGACCGAGUACAAGUGUCUCCAGUCACAGUUCUCCGUGCUCUACAACGAGAGCAUGCAGAUCCGAACCCAGCUGGAGGAGAUACGCAACCAGAUGACCAUCAACAAGAACCUGCACAGCCGCCAGAUAGAGCAGAUGGAGCAAUACGAGGUGGAGGGUCAGAAGCAGCUGAAGAUGGAGGUGAUCCAAGUGGAGGACAGCCUCACACAGACCAGGAAAGAAUACGACAUGGUCAGGAUAGAGUUUGAGCAAGCAAUGGCCGCCAACGACCAGAACUUGACAAUAAACCGAGAAAUGCGGAAUUUGAUCCAGAGUUUACAGAACCAUAAUCAACAGUUGAAGAUGGAGUCUGCCAGGUACAAGAGACGACUGCGGGAAGCACAGGUGGAGAUUCACAAACUGAAGCAGGAGUUGACCGCCAACAACCCACCCUCCUCGUCGGCCCCAAACUCCGGUUCGGCCGCCACGACAACCACGGCCACAACAGCUUCCUCCUCCUCAACGUCCACGACGGCGUCCUCAGCCUCCCCGCCGGCCGGUGGCGACUCGAAGGAGGGCGUGGUUCAGGUGAAGGAAGAACCGCAGUCGUCCCCGGUGAAGACGGAACCGGCCCAGGGCGGGGUGGCCACCACCUGCCCCAGCACCCCCGUGGUGAAGAAGGAGGAAGGGGAGAUCCCCACCACGCCCGUGAAGAAAGAGGAGGAGGAGGAGGGCGAGUGUAAAGACAGCCGCAACGGGAAGAACGACCAGGAGCUCAUCAAAGACCUGCGCAAUCAACUUAAGAAAUCUCAAGACAAUGUUCGAGAACUGAAACUCCUUCUGGACACUUACAAAGCUGCUCCUAAAGAACAGCGAGAUCGCAUUCAGCUUAUGAGUGCGGAGAAGAAAGCGCGGCAGGAAGUUGAGGAGCUGAAGGGACUCAUGAAGAGAAUGCAAGAGAACGAAAGAAGAGAGCGGAGGAAACUGGCUGAUGACGACGCCAUGAGGAAGAUCAAGAAGAUGGAAGACACCAUCAAUGAGUUGCAAAAGAACUUGGCUAAUCAAAAGCAGAGGGAGGAGGCUCUGCUCAACGACCUUGACGUCACGGGCCAGGCUUUCGAGGACAUGCAGGAACAGAACACGCGUCUGCUGCAACAGCUCAGGGAGAAGGACGACGCCAACUUCAAACUCAUGUCGGAGAGGAUCAAAUCAAACCAAAUCCAGAAACUAUUGCGGGAAGAGAAAGACGUACUCUCACAGAAUGUGGCCACCCUGCAGUCACAAGUGGAUGCCCAGAACACAGUGGUGCGCAGCCUGGAGGAGAAAGAGAGAAUUCUGCAGAACAAUUUGGCUAUUGUUGAGAAGGAACAAGGGCUGACCCAGCAGGCCAUGGAGAUGCACAAGCGUAAGGCGGUGGAGAGCUCCCAGACGGCGGCCGACCUGAAGCUCCACCUGGACAAGUACCAGGCUCAGCUGAAGGAGGCCCAGGUGGCUGUGGCUGAGAAGACGGCCUCGCUGGAGCAGGAGGUGUUCAAGUACAAGAGGAUGCAGGAAGAAGUUGCAAAACUGAACAGAAAGCUGGAGAGAAGUAAAAAGAUUGAAAUGGCUGGGGCUGCAGAUGAAGUCCUACUGGAAGAAAUUAAAGAGUACAAGGAGCAGCUGACGUGCCCGUCGUGUAAAGUCAACAAGAAAGACGCGGUGCUGACCAAGUGUUUCCACGUCUUCUGCCUGGAGUGCCUGCGGACCCGCUACGAGACGAGGCAGCGCAAGUGUCCGAAGUGCAACGCCGGCUUUGGGGCAAACGACUUCCACAGGCUGUACCUGUCCUGAGGAUGUCGACCCCGGUUGGUGCGCGGCACUGAUCUCUUUGUUCACUUUGCACGACGUUGUUUUUUUGUCCUAUGGAGAGGCACCAUGCAACCUCAGUGCUUUCUUGUCCUAUCUCCAUUUUUUUUUUUAACAUUGAAAAUGUGACUUCUUCUUAAGCUCACUCUUUAUUAUGAACUGUUUUCACUGUUAUUAAAAAUAGAGAUAGGAUAUGAAAGCAGACUAUUGCGGUGCAGUUGGUUACGAAUGGGAAAGUUUGCACAAAUUUGAGGGUCAAGUCUAAGGGGACUCUUCGAACUUGUGUUUGUUUGUCUGUCUGUUAUUUAUGCAUGGGUUAUUUGCUCGCAACCCAACAUGGUGCACGGGACCAAGUGCUGUGCUUUGAAGUAGCUUAUCUCGUGUCUAGUAGGGUGCUGAACUUGAACAAAGUCAAAUGAGAUUUUUGUUUGUGUGGUAUGAGGCAACAGGACACUCUACGAGUGUGGGUAAUUCCUCAGUUCCGCUCUCAAUACACAUCCAAAUAGUAUCUGCAUCUCUUAACUUCUGUCUAAUGCUUAUCAUUUUUAUCAUAAUCAUCUUCCUCAUUAAAUACUUAGCUAUUUUGAUUUCUUACCUUCUCCUCCCUUGUUGCAAUCUGAGUUCUUUCGAAGAAUUAUGUUCUUGUUGGGCCCUCGCUAUGCAGGGUCUCAAUGAUUACUUAUAUUUAGAUUUAGAGGUCUCUGCAUGUGCGACUUUUUUACAUUGGACCUCCCUUUGUAUUGCAUUAUUAUUUUCCUGUUUCAUGUUUGGACCAUUUGUGGACCUUUUCUCUAAUCAGAGAAUACACUUAUUCUUUCUGUAUGUGGGUAGGCUCAUUCUUACCCUCCGAGAUUCUCGAGAAGAACAUUGUUGGUAGUUUCUCUGAAAAUUUUUUAAAUCUUAAAUCUCAGUUUAAUUACUUU